Messenger RNA from Linum trigynum, 6083 nucleotides. NCBI's taxonomy places the organism in Eukaryota, Viridiplantae, Streptophyta, Magnoliopsida, Malpighiales, Linaceae. The record is from the annotation of a GenBank genome assembly.
GAGAUGCACAAUAGAUAAUUUUGAUUCUUAAAUUCAAAUUCAAAAUAGGUUACUAUACUUUCACUUUCUUUAAAAUCCUCAAAAACAAAUCAUCAACGAGUGAUUUCUCUAUCAGAUUGUGCUCUUAUAAAAAGAGAAACAAUUGAUCAUGGCAAAAUUCUCACUAUGAAGAACACGAGUAAGGAAUGAACAUAAAAUUUUGCAAUUAAAAGUUUAUUUGAACAGUCGCACUCCAUCAUGUAUCGUGAUUAUACCGAAUCAACCAAAAAACCUCGUAACUAAGAGAUUAUGUGAGCAAUCACCAAAUGAUGGAUCGUAGUCCAUGGAUCAAAGAGUAGGGUUUCACAUGAAACUAAAGAACCGGAUCCAGACUCGAAACUUCCGCUAAAAUCAGGCUGCGGCAAAGUCCAAAUUGAAACCAGCUGGGUCGGGACCUUUUUUGUGGUCACUGAAAACAACGUCCACUUCCACAGUCCACAGCACAUAUAUGAGAAAGUACUAGGUCGUUUCCUCUUGCAACAAAUCUAUUUAUCUAUAUUAGACUAUAUUAAAAGCACUAUUUUUACAAGAAAGAGAUAAUUAAUAAGCUUACAAAUAAAUACAGCUUAUUUUGUAAAUAUAUAGCCAGCCACCAACCCCACCUAAAGGUCAAAGAGCUGGCGUGGGCAAUGGUAAAGGCUUAUUUUGAAGAUAGGAUACCAGCCAGCAACCACCACCAUGAAAAUUAAUGAUAGAAUUAAGAUAGAUGAGACUGAUAAUGGGCCAUUAUCACUUCUCUAUUAUACUUAACCAUGUUUAUUGGGUAAGAUCACGAUACUUACUUAUGUGGUAAAAGCCUAUGUUAAGCGUGAAUCAAGUCUGGUAAUACUUGCGUGUGAUUUCGUUGUUGUCGAGACCGAAGAUCACAAUACUUAUGUGUGUCAUAUAAAGUAAGCGUGAAUCAGGUUGGAUAAUACCCAUGUCCCAUGUAUAAUUCUGGUGUGUAUCUACUUAGUGGGGGGAAAUGUAUGCGACAUCUGAUCCGCAUGUGUACAUGGUAAAUCGAAAAAAGAAAGUCAUCCACUCGCUCUUAAAAUAAGGGCGAGAUUUUCCAAGAAAGUGCACGGAAUUAAUGGGUGAGGCGGUUUGAAAAUAAGACUCGUUAUAUCGUGUUUCACACUACUAAUAAUGGAACGGAUAAUACCCGCACCAUAAUGGGGUGAGAUAGGUCGAUCGAUCGGAUCAUGAAGGUUAGAUUGUAAGUGUAUUCCUACAUAUAGGAUCGUUAAAAUGAGUGGGUUAAUUGUACCUGUCCCUAGCAGGCAGCUGGGGUUAGAAAUUUCUAAUUCUAGAUGUAACAUUGUCGAGGGCUGCAGUACUGUUCAAAUAUAUUCUCAUUCAACACAAACUUUAAUUGGCAGCUCAGCCAGUCACUCGUGUUUUGCGUUAUAUACUUCCUUGAUGCUGAAAAAGGGAACAGGAACACUCUUGUUCUUUUCCAAGUCUGCCAUGGUUCGAUAUGUUUGGCAAGUAAACAUGAAAACGAAACAUCCCCAAUUUGUGGAUUUUGAAUGAACCUUUUUUUAGGGUUUAAGUAACAACUUAGACUCAUUUAGCUUGACCAGAGAAAUAAUAUACAUUUGAUGGAAGAUUCAUAAAAUAGACAUACGUGAUAUAUCCAAACUAAUCAUUAUAUUUAUAGAUAAAUAAUAGUAUUUAAUGUCUUAGCUAACCGAUCAUUCUAUGAAAAAGAUCGAUGCUUAAUCAGUUAAACACAUCUUCUACUGUCUCAAUGGGUUAAUCAUUUAAUAACUACUUCAUUUUAAUUGUAACUUUGAAAAUGUUGGAAUUGACAACCUGAAGAAGAAGGGUUUCCUGAUUCCUAAUAGGUGUGUCCUUUGCAAGAGAGAAGAAGAGUCCCCGAAUCACAUUUUCAUCACCUGUGCUUUCUCAAAUCAGGUUUGGAGCAGAUUGAAGCGCUUUGUUAAAGUCGAGGGAAGUGUUGAUGAGGUUCUUGAUAUUUCUGAUAGAAUCCGGCUCUGGUCGCAUGUGAAUCCGAGUAACCCAGCCCAGUGGUGCACUAGAGUGGCUUUACAUGCUUUCUGCUGGUGUGUUUGGCUAGAAAGAAACGCCAGAAUGUUCAAGGAUGAGGAGCGUCAUAUUCCUUCACUUGUUUUGAAGAUCGGUCAUGAGAUUUUCUGGUGGUUGACGGUAGCAAGAAAGGUUGAUAAAGAGAUCGCGGUCCGCGGAGAGUUGGAUCAAAGGGAUGAAGGCCAGUUUGUGCCCUGUUAAUUCGCAGCAGCCCUUGAUUUUGGGAUCGCAGCUUCCCACGGUGGACCAGUAAACCUUUUUCUGGGCAUUUACUUCUGGCGUUUGUUGUCGUUUGGCCCUUUCGAGUGACUGCUGCUUCCUGACGCCCUUUUCUCUGUUACUUUGUGUCUCUUGCUCCCUGUUUCUGUUUCUCUUUAUUCGCUUUUCCCUGCGCUGGUUGCCGAUUGGAAGGGGAGCUGUUUUUUCCUCUUCCUAUGCUGUUGGCAGCCUUCUGCUGUUUGGAGCAGGGGUGAGGGGAGUUUGUUUUCUCCUUUGCCUUUUCUUGGCCCGUUUGUUCCCCCUUUUUGUUUUUCCUGUGAACCUGGCUGUGCCACCCUGUUCUCUGUUGUUACUUUUCUCUUUUAAUAAUAUAUAUCAUCCUUAACUAAAAAAAGAAAAUGUUGGAAAUUGAUUCCAAUCACCUCUUUCUUGUUUGAUAUAUGUCCCUUAUUGAGCAACCACACAUACUCCUCAAAUGGCCAUAGGAGUACCCUAUCCCGCUUCUAGCCCCUUGUAUUGCGUAACAAAUAGGAUGCAAUGAUUUGAUCAAUCUACUCAAUUAAAAUCGUCGAAGUGAUCGUUAUGUUACUCAUUUUCGAACUUGGUUGCUUGCAAAUUGGUUAACCAUCGAACUCAAGUGGCCAAUUCAUUAGCAACCAACUCCAUAGAUAUUCAUUCAAUCUACAAAAAAAAUUGUGCUUGCGCCAUCAAAGAGUGGUGGGCACACACCACGUGCCAACUUAACUUUCAUAUUUGGAGUCUUUGAUGGGGUCUUUCAUCUUUGGGAGAUAGAGACAUAAGAAGAGAAGGAGAGAUGAACAACCUUCCUUAUCCCUCCACUUACUUUGACCCAAAUUUGGUAUAACCAAAAACCAACACAUAAACCCUUAUAUAACCUCACCACAACCACAUUCCUUAAAAUCCCUCCCCCAUUUCCACUUCCUUCUUCCUUCCUUCAAAACCAAAGAACCCAUUUCUCCUUUUUCCGGCCAUGAGCAAGACCAUGUCCAACCCUAACGAUUGGGCUCACUUCUACCACCACCACAACAACCACAACCAACUCACCUUCUCUUCUUCCUCCGCCGCCGCCGGCGGCGUGUCUUCAUCCGGUGUCACCGCUGUCACCACUGCCUCUACCAUCACCUCAUCCGCCGCCGCAGCCGAGCCAACUCCGAUCCAGCUGAUGGGCUCGGGCCGCGGCGGGGGAGGAAGUGGAGGAGGCCAUAAUUCCGUCGCUAAUAGUAGUCGUACUCUGAGCCCGGAAGGCGGCCGAGUGGCCAAGCCGGCGAGGAGGCGGUCGAGGGCGUCGAGGAGGACGCCGACGACCCUUCUCAACACGGACACGAGCAACUUCCGCGCCAUGGUCCAGCAAUUCACCGGCGGUCCAUCGGGACCUUUCGUGACGGGGGGCGGGUCGUCGCUAAAUGUUCCGCCACAACCAGCCGGUUUUAGCUUCGGGCUUGGCGGGCUCGGGCAGCACCACCAUCAGCUGAUCGGCGAUCGAAUUCCAAACCCUGCCUCCACGGUCGGCGGCGGCGGCGGAGGAGGAGGAGGAGAAGGGUUGUUCCAUCAUUUGCAGUACCAACAGUCACAGUUCCACCAGCCGUCGCCAUUUCUGUUCUCGUUGGGAAAUGCUGGCAAUAGCGACGACCCUACUAACAUCGGCGGUAUUAAUAGUUUGCUUCAGCGAGGGAUCGGGACGGAGGGGAUUGGCGGUGCCACGUCGGCCGCCGGGACGCGGAUCGGAGGAGAUGGGGCGACGGCGGCGCAGCCGCCGUCGGCGGGGUCUAAUGAGAACAGGAAUAGCGGUUUCUUGUACUGACGACGGAGGGAGAGAUAGCGACGGAGGGAAAAGAAAAGUUAGGCAAGCUGACACUUUUUGUCCUUUAGCAUCUUUCAUUGACCAAUGUAAAUGCCGUGUUACUUACACUUUCUCAUUUUUCCCAUCAGGAAAUUAAUUAAAAGGCUCUAUUUUUUGCCCUUUUUUUAAUUAUUAGUUUCACCUUCUAGAAGGUAGGCGGCGUGGUUUUAAUUAUUAUUAUUGUCACGGUUUUAGCUGAUUUUGUGCUUUAUUAUUAUGUUCUGUUAAUUUACAACAAAUAACAAUAUUUUUUAGGUAAGCAUUAAUUCAUCAUGCAGAUGGAAUGUAGUGAUAAUUUAUUUUAUAAGCAGAUGGGAAUUGAUUGAGAAUCUAGAAGAGUAAAAAGAAGUUGGCUAUAUUCUCUUAUUAUUAUUUUUUUAUUUUCUCAUAAAAUUAUAGAUAAGAUUUCAUUGAUUAGAUCUAAUACCUCAAUACAAAUUGCUCUCUGCUAUAUUUUUCAAUCAAAUUUUACUACGAUAGAUAGCCGCGAAUUCAUUAGGGCAUCGUUUUAGAGGGAAGAGUAGGUAAUUGUUUUGGAAAGAGAUUUUUUAUCGUAUCAAGGUUUUGUUGGGAGGUUAGAGAAGAUGAAUUGAGUCGAGAGACUAUGCAUAUGUUUUCUUAUAUGUCGAUAGAACCGCAUUAUUCUAAGUCGCCACAAUCAUACAUAUUUUUGCUAUAUUGAUUGUACAAGUUCGUUAAGAAGAUUGGAUGAGUGGAAAUGGACAGAAAACAACUCAUUGAUUGUUUGAGAGAGUAGUAUACAUGAUCAUUCGAGUCUUAUUCUUACCAAUUCAACUUGUUCAUUUCUAAUCAUCAGAACUAUGACAAUCGAUAACUAAUGAUCUCUAUACAAUCAAAGUCGAGUGGCCAAUGAUCUCUAUACAAUCGAUAAUUAAAGAAACCCGUAAACCUUAAUUGGCCUCUUUGCAUUUUCACCAAAGAUCUCUAUACAAUCUCUUUCUAGGAUUAGUAGAACAAAUGGUUUUUCUAUAUUAUUAGUUUUGGUGGGAAUAUCUUCCAUCAAGUCGUAACUUGGAACUAACAAAGUAUCUAUCUUUUGAGGAUUUCAAAUCAAUCUUGUGUGCUCUUUUAACAACCUAGUUAUUCUGCUAACUUGAAGAUUCAUUAGUAUAUACUAACUAAUAUCCAAAAUGUAUGAACUAAUAUCUAAAUCUGCUGAAUAUCUAGAUAGCACAGGUUAGUAUUCAAAACAUCAUAAUACUGGUAUCCGGAUAGUAGAUACCAACUAAUAUCCACAAUCAACCAACUAGUAUUCAAUAUGGAUACUCUUAUGUGUUAUCUGGAUACUAAUUAUGUGCUGUUUGGAUACUAUUCUGUGUUGUAUGGAUACUAUUCUGUGUUGUCUAGAUGUUAGUUUGUGAAUUUUGGAUAAUAGUUGAUUCAUUGUGGAUAUCAUUUAGCAAACCUUGAAUACUAGUCUGUGCUCUAUAGAUACUUUAGUACCUGGAUACUAGUUCAUGUAUUUUGGAUAUCAGUUAGUAUCUGCUAACGAAUCUUCAACUUAGCAGAUUAACUUUCCCCUUUAAGGUGUUAACUAGCUAGGGCACCGUAUAUAUACAAGUGUGGCUACUAGCACUUCAUUGCUUGACAUAAGAAAAGUUGAUUCUUGCGUGUAAACUAGUAACGAAUUAUUAAUUAUGUCACAAAAACUACUAACUGCAAGUUAACAUUUGUUAUCGAUUGUCAUGAGACCAAUCUCACAGACCCACACUCUCUACCGCCUUUGCCAGCUGAGCAAAAACACUCGUUGACGAGCAUGAAAUGUGCACUAAAAAACGCACAUCGAAACUACUAGGAAACAACAUAAAUUGAGUGAGAAAUGGGUUAGGAAGAGGGGGUGAAUGUAGGCUUAUCAUAUAUGCGGUUCUAGUCGGAAUAGGAAAAGGGAUUAUAACAAAAGGUAAUUGUCAUC